Chrysochloris asiatica (Cape golden mole) is the source of this 1116-nucleotide messenger RNA. It is a transcript of the gene PRR19, whose product is annotated as proline rich 19. The record is from RefSeq and is a predicted model, not a curated record. The transcript is spliced from 2 exons. Lineage: Eukaryota; Metazoa; Chordata; Mammalia; Afrosoricida; Chrysochloridae. The coding region runs from base 1 to 1116 and encodes 371 amino acids.
AUGGACACUCGGGGGUCAGCUCCCCAGCCUUUCCAGCAGCCUGAGAAACCUGGUCGUGUCCGCCGUCGGAAGACCAGAAGGGAGCGUAAUGAGGCCCUGAUGGGCAGCCGCCGGUCAGUGACCCGUCAGGAUCCUCCAGUGGGCAGUCAAGAGCCAGAUGUGACCCGUCGGAAGGCACCCUUCGGAACUCUCCAGAAUCCUCUGGCCCCUGCUGCCCCCAAGCUCGUGGUCAUAACCCAAGGCCGGCUGAGCCGAGAGCACUGGGGUCUAUUCAAUCAUGAGGUUAAAUCGUUGGACGUGGCACGACUACUUAGCAGUAAGGCCCUGGAGUCAAGUACCCCUCCACUUCCCACCAGUCCCUCCCCAAGCCUGGGCAACAUCCAAGAACCGGCCCCACAGUCAAGGGGUAAAGAGAACCAGUUGCCUGGAGGCUAUGAACCAGGUCCACCCAGUUCCCCAGAGCUCUUAAGCUUGGGUCAGCUGCUGCGGGAGUUGCGGUACCAGCUGAUUCUGCCCCAGGCCUUCCCCAGGAGGAACCUGGUACAAGAGACCAGGGACCUCAUCGUGGGCACCUUACACAGCUGCCAUGGCUGUGUACCUGACCUGGGCCUGCUGCUUCGGGGUGGUCAGCCACCCUUGCCAGGAACCAAGCCCAGGGACCCUGAGAGACGAAGGAUGACACCUUCAUGGAUCCACAGCCCUGAACAGGCCCCAGGACAGGGGUGGCAGAGCAGGCGACAGGGGCCAAAGGAGCUCACCUUCACCAUGGCUCACACCACCAGCACGCCCACUCCACACAGGGCCAGCCUGACACCAACAAGAGGCCCCUGGCUACCCCCACUGCCUUCAUUACCUUCACCAUCUGGGGCAUCCUCGGGUCCCCCAACAGCCUUUGACUUGCUAAAAAGCAUCUGGCUGGUAGCCACCCCGACCCCUCCCCGGCCCUCAGGGACUAGCCUACCACAACCUCUGCUUCAGCCACCAUCACCUUUGUUGCCCAGAAUCUCGGCCCUAGACUGGAGUCCCAGUCCCCCUGCCCCACUACCCAGCCUCUCCUGGGUAGUAGCCCAGAGCAGCCCUGAGGCCUGGUCAUUUCCACCUAUGAGACUGUACUGA